Medicago truncatula (barrel medic) is the source of this 1102-nucleotide messenger RNA. RefSeq names its product mucin-1. Bases 284 to 958 code for a protein of 224 amino acids. The transcript has 2 exons. NCBI's taxonomy places the organism in Eukaryota, Viridiplantae, Streptophyta, Magnoliopsida, Fabales, Fabaceae. The record is from RefSeq and is a predicted model, not a curated record.
UUAGAAAAUAAAACGGAGACAAUAUUCCAAAGAUAGAUAACAAAUUAGAGCGUGAGAGGCGGGUAUUUAAUUAACACAUCUGUAUGAACCUAAUAUUAAGGUAAGAUCUCAUUUUUGUCCAACCUUAUACAUUAUUAACUAAACGGUUGUUACAUUACAUAUAAAAAACACAAAAUUCUAAUCAAACGAAAGUUGCACUACAUUGCCCCAUUUUGUUGUUUUUACAAAUAAAAUUGUGAUUUGUGAAGGUGUUUGUGUUGGAGGGAAAUUAAUUUAGGAAAAAAUGGCGAAGAUAAUAUUUGUUUUGAUAUUUUCGAUUGUGCUUGCUAUGCCAUUCCGCACAGUUUUGGGACAAGAUGGUUUGAAGGAUCUUUUAGGAGGGGGAGAUUUGGCUAGCACUAUUGAUGAGGCUAAGAAGGCUCUUGGUGCUGCUUCUGGUGAGGCCGGUGGCCAAGCCGCUCUUGAUGAUUAUGCUGGUGGUGAAGAAGGCCAAACCGCCAAUCCUGCUGACGCAUCGUUGGCUGGUUGGAUAGAGACAGACAAUGCUACAAGCAAUGGCACAGGAAGUUCACCUCCAAAAUCAGCAGAUUCACCAAUUGGUGCUGCAGAAGAUUUGCCUGCAGACACACCAGAAGGAGGAGCACCGACACCAACAGCAGAUGGUUCAUCCAAUAAAUCACCACAACAAGCACCAACAAAUGCACCAUCAAACGAACCAAGCAAAACACCUGAAUCUGCACCCACAAAUGCACCCACAGCAGCAUCCACCAACGCGCCUGCAGAGGCACCAAAAGGCAAUGGCGCGAAUGUAGCCGGUAGUUCUAAAGCACCUGAAAGUGCUCCAAUUGUGUCUCCAACCGGAGCACCUCAAGGGGAUCUAACAGAUGAUGAUGAUGACGAUGAUCAAAUGGUUGCACCUUCAGGUGCACCUAAAGGGACCUCUACAGAUGAUGAUUGAAGUAUAGAAUUGUAACAUCAUCACAUUCUUAAUUCAAUGUUAAUUAUUAACAUAAACAGUUAAGUUUCCGUUGAAAUUUUAAACGGGGUUGAGUAUGUAAUACCGAUCAAUUUUCCCCGUAACAAAAUGUGCGUAUUUGUUGAU